Messenger RNA from Scutellospora calospora, 200 nucleotides. Lineage: Eukaryota; Fungi; Glomeromycota; Glomeromycetes; Diversisporales; Gigasporaceae. The record is from the annotation of a GenBank genome assembly.
AAGUUAGAAACAAUAACUAUAUUGAAAAUGAAUAUUCUAGUAUAGAGUUUUUGUGUAUGAUAUCAACUGUUUUAUUAAAAAGUGAACCUCAUGAACUUAGAAAAUCAAUAGCUGAAAUACAUAAUUUACUUUAUAAACAUUCUGAUCAGUUCAAUAUUUCUGAUGAUAUUAAAGUUGAAAUAAAGAAUAAUAUUCAUUGA